Phytophthora sojae is the source of this 240-nucleotide messenger RNA. RefSeq lists its product as hypothetical. Lineage: Eukaryota; Oomycota; Peronosporomycetes; Peronosporales; Peronosporaceae. The annotation marks the transcript as partial. The record is from RefSeq and is a predicted model, not a curated record. The transcript has a single exon.
UUCGGUGCCCUCCUCGCUGCCCUCCUUACCUGCGUUCAAGCCGCAUCGAUCCCCCACGACCAAGUUCGACCGUUCGCGCAGCGUGACCCCAUCACAGUCUCUGAAAAAGCGGCCAUCAAGUUCAACCCGCAACUGACUGUCAGCGAAGGAUGCCACCCAUACCCUGCAGUCCAAGAGGACGGCGCGUUGAGCGGCGGGCUGAAGUGGAGUGGCAAGCAAGACGGCGAGUGCAAAGGCUCC